Messenger RNA from Aphis gossypii (cotton aphid), 1137 nucleotides. RefSeq lists its product as uncharacterized. The transcript has 2 exons. The record is from RefSeq and is a predicted model, not a curated record. Lineage: Eukaryota; Metazoa; Arthropoda; Insecta; Hemiptera; Aphididae. The coding region runs from base 152 to 1069 and encodes 305 amino acids.
AUGAAUGAAGGAAGAUAUAGAUGUGGUUUUCAUACUUUUAUUAAAAUAAAAUAAAUGUAAGUAUAAAUAUAAAUAUAAAGUAUAACUGAAAUUAUAUACAUUGUGUUGUCAAUAGUCAUACGAUACAGUUAUAUUCACAUUAUUAUUUGAAAUGAUUAAAGAAAAAGUUUUAUUGGAAAAUUUAAUAACCUCAAAAAAAAAUAUAAAACGAAAAAUAAUGGAAAUGAAACGUGGUAUCAUAGAUUCCGACAACUAUUUUCGUGAAGCAUUUAAACCAAUAAUAGAACCAUUGAGCAACCAAACAGAAAAGAAUACACAACCGGCUGAUGAAAUAAAACCGGAAACUUCAGACGUUAGUGAUGAUGAUAAUGAUAACGAAUUAAAUUCAUCAUUUUCAAAUUUUUUCAAUAAACGUCCUACAUCAAAACGAUAUGAUAAAUCAUAUGGUAUGUAUUAUGAUAAAGCCAGUGAUUCAUAUAAAAUAGGAGGCUACUCUGUAACUUUUAGUCAUGGUAACUUACAGUUAUUUAAUAAAUACUAUCCAUGGACUGAAGGACUAUGGUCUUUACUAUGUGAGAAAGAACCAAAAGAUACAACUCUACAAGAUAUGGAAUCUUAUUACGACAUUUUAAAAACUUCACGAGCUCAUUUAAAAGCAGAUGGGAAACCUAAAACCUCAAAGUUUCAUAAAUGGACGAAUGUUGUAAAACCUCUAUACGAUAGAAUGAAAAAUGAGGAAAAGCAAUUAAACGAAGAAAUAGAUAAAAUUAAUAACUCAAGAACUCCUCGAUUAAGUUUAGCACAAAUUACCGAUCAUUUAUCUAGAUCUAACACUAAACGUAGUAAUAUUCAUAAUAAUACAACUAUACCAAAUGAUCCAUUUGAAUUUCGUCCAACAGCAAACAGUUCUAUGACUACAGAUCCAAAGAAUGAAAAAAUGUUUAAUUGUACUGCAACCCCAAAGGUUAAGAGAGGAUCUGGUUUAUAUAAAGAUGUAAUACCUCAAACACAAUUAGUUUAUUAUGACGAUCCGAAUGAACUAAAGAAUUACGCGAGAGAAAUAUUAUAGUAUAAUGACAAUCUUAACCAGUUUAGCUGAGGAGUUACAUGGACCAGCGAGAAAAAUAUUUCCUAGAC